GGGGCGCCGCCGCCGGCGCUCGCAGGUCGCGGGUGAAGAAAGUGCGGCCUCGCUCGGCCCGGAGCGAAGAGGUGACCCGAAGUGAAGAGGUGGCCCAAAGUGAAGAGGUGACCCAGGGCCAGGAGGUGGCCCAGAGCGAGGAAAUGGCGGCAGCCGGGCUCAGCGUGACCGUCACCCACAGCAAUGAGAAGCACGAUCUUCAUGUUACCCCGCAACAGGGCUGUAGUGAGCCAAUUGUCCAAGACCUGGCCCAGGUUGUUGAAGAGGCCACAGGGGUCCCACUGCCUUUUCAGAAACUUAUAUUUAAAGGAAAAUCUCUGAAGGAAAUGGAGAAGCCAUUGUCAGCCCUUGGAAUACAAAAUGGUUGUCGAGUCAUGUUAAUUGGGAAGAAGAACAGUCCAGAGGAAGAGAUUGAACUAAAGAAACUGAAAGAUUUGGAGAAGUCUGUGGAGAAGAUAGCUAACCAACUGGAAGGGUUGAACAAAGAGCUUACUGGAAUUCAACAGGGUUUUCUGGCCAAGGAUUUGCAAGCUGAAGCUCUCUGCAAACUUGAUAGGAGAGUAAAAGCCACAAUCGAGCAAUUUAUGAAGAUCUUGGAAGAGAUUGACACACUGAUUCUGCCGGAAAAUUUCAAAGACAGUAGACUGAAAAGGAAGGGUUUGGUGAAAAGGGUUCAGGCAUUCCUGGCUGAGUGUGACACGGUGGAGCAGAACAUCUGCCAGGAGACAGAGCGGCUGCAGUCCACAAACUUGGCUCUGGCUGAGUGAGUGGCCACUUCCUCUCUGGCCUUCUGCAGAGCAGUGUCUCUACCGAGCAACCAGAGCUGUCAUAAAGCGCAGAUCUCGGCAUGUCAGUCCUCUUAAGAUAAAAGUCAAAGUCCCUACCCUAAGCAUUCUCCCUUUCAUCCCAGACCACUGUCCUAUUUGCUGUCUGCUGUUAGGCACUCUGGUCUUCCAUAUGCUCUGUGCCUUAUCCUGCCUGGGGGUUUUGCAUAUACUAUUCCUCUGUUUGGACAGCUCCUCACCAUCCUUCCCCAACCCGCACCCCACCCCUUUCCUGGGUAAUUCCUGUUCAUCCCUUGAACUUAACUCAAAUGUCUCUUCCAUGGCAAAACCUCAUCUGCUAUCAGAGAACCUAUCAAACCCCCAGGUGAUACCCUUUCACAAUUUGCCAUAACUUUUUUUUAUGAUAAAUAGCAUGAUAAACCAUGAUUUAUUUGUGGGAUUGUUUGAUUAAUAUUUACCUGUAACCCUCGACUCUAAAUUUCUUGGGUUAAGGGGCAUCUUUGUCUUGUUAACAGCAUAUUUCAAGCACAUUGCCUAUUUAUAAUAGGUGCUCAAUAAAUAUUUGGAGAAUGAA
Molecule: messenger RNA, 1359 nt
Organism: Nyctereutes procyonoides (raccoon dog)
Lineage: Eukaryota; Metazoa; Chordata; Mammalia; Carnivora; Canidae
Gene: BAG1
Product: BAG cochaperone 1
Exons: 8
Coding region: 144-767 (207 amino acids)
Biological process (GO): protein stabilization
Cellular component (GO): cytoplasm; cytosol; nucleus
Molecular function (GO): protein-folding chaperone binding; adenyl-nucleotide exchange factor activity
Source: RefSeq, a predicted model, not a curated record